Linum trigynum is the source of this 2448-nucleotide messenger RNA. Lineage: Eukaryota; Viridiplantae; Streptophyta; Magnoliopsida; Malpighiales; Linaceae. The record is from the annotation of a GenBank genome assembly.
ACUAAGGAUUCCAAAGAUUGAGUUAGGCGAAAAGAAAAAUAGGAAAAUAGGCGCAUUUCUUAAACCAAAGAAAAAAAUGACACAAUUUGACCUCGAACCCGAUACCUUUAACGAUCGACCCGGCGGGUGCGUGCAACCCGUUUUUCUCAUCGAGUCAGAGUCAAAGUGGGUCGACCCGUGGGUUAACAAUCUUGAUGAGUCGCCUUCUUUUCUAGAGAAAAAAAAAGGCGUAGGUCCCUUUUCAAUCAAUAAAAGAUGGAUAUCAUAAUAAUCACUCCAUUCUCAAGUCUCAACUGUGUAGAGUAGACCCAGAGCAAGGCAGGAGACAGACUCGCAGCGUCGUCAUCAUCAACUUAACCACCCCUCUUUUAUAUCUUCCAGCCUGUGGACCAGAAGCUCACUUCCUUCCUUCCCCACUUCCCACCACCAUUAUAAUUCCCUUCAAUUCUUCCCAAUCUCUUUACCCUCUGCCUCCCUUUGAUGUUCAUUCAACUGGGUUCUUUCUCAAUUAGUUCCUUCUACAGCAAUGCCGGCGUGCUUCAGCUUGACGGAGACCAGGAACUGGUGUUACAGAUCAGCCUUCUCCUCCUCGGGGCUCCGAUCCACCGUCUCGGACCUCCAAGACGGCACCGUAAUCCACUGCUGGGUACCCAAAUCGCCCGACCCGACAAAGCCCAACCUCCUCCUCAUCCACGGCUUCGGCGCCAACGCCCUGUGGCAGUGGGGGGACGUCAUCCGCCACUUCGUCCCUCACUUCAACCUCUACGUUCCCGACCUCGUCUUCUUCGGCGACUCCUUCACGACCCGACCCGACCGGACCGAGGCUUUCCAGGCCCGGUCCCUGAUGCGGGCCCUGCAGCGGCAGCCCAGUCCGGUCCGCAAGCUCAGCGUCGUCGGGCUCAGCUACGGCGGGUUCGUGGGCUACAGCAUGGCGGCCCAGUUCGGGGACGCGGUGGACAGAGUGGUGAUCUGCUGCUCUGGGGUUUGUAUGGAGGAGAAGGAUUUGAAAGAGGAUGGGAUCUUCAGCGUUUCGGAUUUGGAGGAAGCGGCGAAGAUUCUGGUCCCGCAGUGUCCCGAUAAGCUGAGGGAGCUUGUGGGUUAUGCUUUUUUCCGGCCGCCGCCGGUUGGUUUGCUUCCCCCUUGCUUGCUCACCGAUUUCAUCGAGUCGAUGUGUGGGGAAUACACGGAAGAGAAGAAAGAGCUGCUGAAAGCUAUUCCCAAAGGAAGGAAGCUCUCCGACAUUCCCAAGAUUUCUCAGCCGACACUGAUCAUCUGGGGAGAGAAAGAUCAAGUUUUCCCGGUGGAGCUUGCUUACAGGAUGAAGAGGCAUUUGGGGGAGAAUGCAGAGCUUCAGGUGAUCAAGAAUGCAGGGCAUGCUUUCAACGUAGAGAAGCCCAAGGAGUUCGUCAAGCUCUUGAGAACAUUUCUCGUUGAUUCCUACAGCUCCAAGUUGGCUUCUUCAGGAAAAGCCUCGAAUCCCAAUCACAAGCAUACCGAAGAAUGCAAUGGUACUGCGACUGCUUCUCACUGAAUCGUGGAUACCUGCGUUGUCCAUUCACCAACCUCGUCAUUAUUGGCAAUUCUGUUGCUUUCCUGAUAUAGCUCUCAAUCCCCAUUGUUGGUUAGAUUGAAACUUUGAAUCACAGACAACAUCGAAACAUGAUUGCAAGGGGAAACUACAAUCAACUCAGUUUCAAAUUCGAGUUUCUUUGUGUUCUUGGAGAUAAAGAAAAACACGACAUCGAACAGCCUGUGAUGGGAUGAAUCUUUCACCGCAUUAGAUUAAUCGGUCACACCGCUUAUCUACUUGUAUAACUCCUGCAAACAAGGAUUAAUCUUCGCCCAAGGCCUUCCUUCCCCUCCCAACAUGAACCCAGACCUUUCAAAAGAAUUGCAAUGCUCUCCCGGCUAAUUCUGCAAAAUAAAAAAAGCCCAGCAAGGCAUGAUGAGAGUAUGAACAGAGCAAGCAAGAAACCAAAAUGGUGACUUUUAAGAUUUUCAAGGUUAAUGAACGUGUAGCAAAAGCAACCACAUCAAACACUGUCAAGGUUCAGAGCUCAUAGUUUGGUUACCCCUGCUUCUGCUUCUGCUUCAUCACCUUUAGACGGCUCACCUGACAAUUUUGUUACCAAUGUAAGAAAGAUUGUGUCUUGACAAGUUUUGGUCAUCAGCUCAAACAAAAAAGCAGAAACUUUUGGUCAUCCAACAAGGUCUAGAAAUGUCCCUAUAGAUCCCACUGAAAGCAACUAAUGAAGCAUCAACCACAACGUCUCUUCCUUCCCAAACAAAGUUGUUUGAACCAGUUAUGGAGAUAUACUACUGGCCGGUUGUACCGGUCCACAAAAAUACCGUUAGCCAAGCUGGUGUACACUUCAUUGCUGUUUUGUAACAAUUUUUACGGGACUAUGUGAUUGUACCUCUAUAAUACAAUGAAGCAUUUGUCUCACA